AUGUUGGAAGAGGUUAGAAGAGGCGGUACAAGUGAUGCGCCAAACAGAGCCUACGCAGAGCGACCGCUUACAUCGCCACCAAUCCCUCUACUUGAAGGGGUUUAUAUUCCGAUCAGGGAGGAAAUCGUUGUUGAGAAAGAAGCUUCUGAGAGUCUCACACGUAUUAUUGUUCAUGGCUCCCUCCACUGCUCGCCAUGGAGAUUCCCUUUUCAGCUUCCGUUGAUUCCUUCUCUUCAACAACACAUGCUCGCUGUCGGCUUCCAGGUCCCUUCAGGCCUCUCUCAUCUACUGCUUCCAGGCAGGGCUACUGUGUUUGGAUCAGUCAUACCAAGAGAGUUUGAGACUAUUAGCAGAGACAAAUGCGGUUGUCGAAAUGCACAAACAUGGUGGUUGUAUCAUGGAUUUCACAUCCCUCAAUAUCGCAUUGGUUAGUGUUUUCUGAAUUUAACUUAGGCUUUCUGUU
Messenger RNA from Lactuca saligna, 463 nucleotides. Lineage: Eukaryota; Viridiplantae; Streptophyta; Magnoliopsida; Asterales; Asteraceae. The record is from the annotation of a GenBank genome assembly.